CUCGGCGCAGCUGGCUUGCUUCCUCAGUCAGCCGUCGGCGAGAGGAGCGGACGGGUUCAGUGGGUCUGUCGCCAUCCUGCGUGGGCGGGAGCGGACCUCUACUCCCCUUGGGGUCGGAGCCUGGAAAGCCCCGCGUUUCUCCCCCACCCUCCUUGCUCUGGCUGGAGAGCCGGAGAGGAAAGUAUGUGGGGCAGGGAGUGAGGUCGGGCAGCAGCGCGGAACCCCUUUCGCCCAGGGAGGCGCCCAUGGAAGCGGGUUGAAUAAAUUCUGGAUUAUCUUGAAGUCACAUCUAUUUAGCUGGCUUGGAAGUUCAAACAGCCAUAUAAAUGCCGUUUUUUAAUGUAAGAGAAGACUGCAAAGCCAUGGCUUUCUGUGCCAAACUGAGAAGUUCCAGAAAAAAUGAAGUGAACACAGAAGCUCAAGAACCAGGCCUGGAAGUAGCAUUCUAUUUGCAAGAGAAGCCUUCUCUUAGGUAUACGUCUGGCAGGUAUACAGCAGAAGACCUCUGCAUUGAAGCUGCCCGGAAAUGCUCUAUAUCUCCAUUGUGCCACAACCUGUUUGCACUCUUUGACGAACACACAAAGCUGUGGUAUGCCCCAAAUCAUGUCUUCCAAAUAGAUGACAAAACUGUACUCCGAGUACAUUAUCGCAUGAGGUUUUACUUUACUAAUUGGCAUGGGACAAACGAAAGCGAACCCCCGGUCUGGCGACAUUCUCCAAAGAAAUCUAAGAGUGCUUAUGAGAAGAAACUAGCACAAGAAGGAACACCUCUACUUGAUGCAAGUUCACUAGAAUAUAUCUUUGCACAGGGACAAAAUGAUUUGAUAAGAUGCUUUGCACCUGUUCGGGAUCCGAAAAAUGACCAGGAGAUUAAUGAAAUUGAAAAUGAGUGUCUGGGGAUGGCUGUGCUUGCAAUCUCACACUAUGCACUUAAAAAAGACCUGAAGUUGCCAGAUGUUUCCAGAGACUUCAGCUAUAAACGGUAUAUUCCCGAAAGCCUGAGCAAGACCAUAAGACAGAGGAACAUCUUAACCAGAACACGGAUAAACAACGUUUUCAAGGAUUUCCUUAAGGAAUUUAACAAGAAGACCAUUUGCGACAGCAGCGUUUCUCCGCAUGAUCUGAAGGUGAAAUACUUGGCGACAUUGGAAACGUUAACGCAACAUUUUGGUGCAGAGAUACUCGAGACUGCCUCGUUGUUGAUUUCAUCAGAGAAUGAGAAGAUCUUUGACACGGGUUACUCUGAGAUCAUCCCAUGUUAUCAAGUGAUGGUAACAGGCAAUAAUGGAAUCCAGUGGCGGCUGAAACCAAUUGUUACACAGAGCGAGAGAGAGAAACACAAAACAAAGAGGAAAAGAUCAGAUGGCAAAGCCAAGAAGAACGAAGAAAAAAGUAAGAAAGAAGAAUGGAAUAGUUUUUGUUACUUUCCCGAAAUUACUCACCUUGUGAUCAAGGAAUCCACGGUCUGCAUUUACAAGCAAGAUAACAAAAGGAUGGAAUUCAAGCUGUCUUCGUGUGAGGAAGCUUUGUCAUUUGCCGCUUUGAUAGAUGGGUAUUUCAGGCUUACUGCAGAUGCCCAUCAUUAUCUCUGCACUGAUGUUGCGCCGCCCUUGAUAAAACACAACAUUAAAAAUGGCUGCCAUGGUCCAAUAUGCACAGAUUAUGCGAUCAACAAGCUGAAGCAAGAAGGAAAUGAGGAGGGGAUGUAUGUCCUGAGGUGGAGCUGUACAGAUUUCCAUAACAUCCUCAUGACUGUUAUAUGUAGUGAAUACUCACAGCAAAUGCUGAACCCUACAAAACAGUACAAGAACUUCCAGAUUGAAAUGACUAAAGAUGGAUGUCGUUUACAUGGAUCUGAUCGGUUAUUUCUAUCUCUGAAGGAGUUGAUGGACCAUUUAAAAGGACAAAUGCUUAGGACAGACAAUAUAGUCUUCACACUCAAGAAGUGCUGUCAGCCAAAGCCAAGAGAAAUCUCCAAUUUGCUGGUGGCGACAAAGAAAUCCCUAGAAUGGCAACCAGUCUGCCCGUUAGGACAGCUGAGCUUCCACCGAAUCCUUAAAGAAGAAAUAAUACAAGGUGAACACCUUGGCAGAGGAACAAGAACGCAGAUUUACUCUGGGGUCCUUAGGUAUAAGGAAGAUGAGAGCUAUCAGGCUGAAAAGGCGAUGAAGGUUCUUCUGAAAGUCUUGGACCCCAGUCACAGGCACUUUUCUCUGGCAUUUUUUGAGACCGCAAGCAUGAUGAGGCAGCUCUCCCACAAACACAUUGUCCUCCUCCAUGGAGUUUGUGUCCGUGAUGUGGAAAACAUUAUGGUAGAAGAGUUUGUCGAAUUUGGACCUCUGGAUCUCUUCAUGCACCGCAAGAGUGAUCUGCUUACUACUCCUUGGAAAUUCAAAGUAGCAAAGCAAUUGGCAAGUGCAUUGAGCUACCUGGAGGACAAAGAUCUAGUUCACGGAAACGUUUGCACAAAAAAUAUACUCUUGGCAAGGGAAGGAAUUGACAAUGAAUAUGGACCUUUCAUAAAACUGAGCGACCCAGGAAUUCCAAUAACAGUGCUGUCUAGAAAAGAAUGUGUUGAGCGCAUCCCUUGGCUUGCACCAGAAUGUGUAGAAGACUCAAAAAAAUUAAGUGUGGCUGCUGAUAAGUGGAGCUUUGGUACAACACUGUGGGAAAUUUGCUACAAUGGAGAAGUGCCACUUAAAGACAAGACAUUAGCAGAGAAGGAGCGGUUUUAUGAAGGGCAUUUCACACUUCCAGUCCCAUCCUGCAAGGAGCUGGCUGACCUGAUGAAGCAGUGCAUGCACUAUGACCCCAGCCAGAGACCAUUCUUCAGAGCAAUCAUGCGAGACAUCAACAAGCUAGAAGAACAAAAUCCUGAUAUCGUCUCGGAGAAGAAGCCUAAUGCAGAGAUUGAUCCUACCAUUUUUGAGAAACGCUUCUUGAAGCGCAUUCGUGACUUAGGCGAGGGCCAUUUUGGAAAAGUUGAACUCUGCAGGUACGACCCUGAGGGUGAUAAUACUGGAGAACAAGUGGCGGUAAAGUCACUGAAACCUGACUGUGGUGGGAACCAUAUUGCUGAGCUAAAGAAAGAAAUCGAAAUCCUGAGGAAGCUUUAUCAUGAAAACAUCGUGAAAUACAAAGGAAUCUGCACCGAAGAUGGUGGAAAUGGAAUUAAGCUGAUCAUGGAGUUUCUUCCUUCUGGAAGCCUAAAGGAAUAUCUUCCACUAAACAAGAAUAAAAUCGGUCUGAAACAGCAAUUGAAAUAUGCUGUACAAAUCUGCAAGGGAAUGGACUACUUGGGAUCUCAACAGUAUGUUCAUCGAGACUUAGCUGCAAGGAAUGUUCUAGUUGAAAAUGAACAGAGAGUGAAGAUUGGGGACUUCGGGCUAACCAAAGCAAUUGAGACGGAUAAGGAAUAUUACAAAGUCAAUGAUGAAAAAGACAGCCCUGUGUUCUGGUAUGCUCCUGAAUGCUUACUGCAGAGCAAAUUCUACAUUGCUUCAGACGUUUGGUCUUUUGGAGUGACCCUCUAUGAGCUACUGACCUAUUGUGAUCCUGCAUGCAGUCCAAUGGCAGAAUUCCUGAAUAUGAUUGGACCAACUCAAGGCCAGAUGACAGUGACACGGCUUGUGCGGGUAUUAGGAGAAGGCAAACGUUUGCCAUGUCCUAAAAAUUGCCCACCAGAGGUUAACCAACUGAUGGGGAAGUGUUGGGUUCAAGACCCAGGUGAGCGGACAAGCUUUCACAAUCUGAUUCAAGGAUUUGAAGCACUUAUCCAAAAAAUGUAAUCCAUGCAUUUUAUACUUGCCACUUAAAUGUUUUGAAAAGUGUACAAGGCCUUUUUAUUACCUAGUGUAAUUUUGUACUUUGGUAAUGUUGUGUCUGAAAAGGGUUUUUCUGUUUGAGUAGCCAACACGCGAAAGCAGCAGAGAACAUUGCUGAGCAUUUUGCCAGUUAACAGGGUCUACCUGUAGGAUCUCAGCUGCUGGGCCAAGUACUUUUGAGGGAGGAAAAAAAAUCUUUUAAGGCUACUGUUAAGUGAUAUGUGCCUAUACAAAGUUUGAAUCAUGUUGUAUUAGAGAGCAAAAUAUGAUUUCCAAACAGUGUAGUGGCUGUCAUUACAGUAAAAAAUGUUAAUCAUGGCAGAUAAACAGAAAUGUUCCUGACAGCAUUCAAAAAUGAAUAUUAAGGAGGUGUGCUAGAUAACUUUGGUUGGAAUCCAACACCAGUUUUGUCCUACACACAAAGGGACUUUGGAUCUGCACACAUCCCAAGCUACUUUUUGAGCUUGCAUCAACUCGCAAAAGCAGUUUGUGUUUCGCAAACCUGAAGUAACUCCUGUCAUCCCAGCCUUGUUUCUCCCUCUUGAUAUAUAUAUUUGUAGCAUUUGCUUUUAGUAUAUUCAUUAAAAUCCAGACACCAUUGGCACUUUGUCCUGGAGCAUUCUGAUCUAGUCCAACAAAAUUUCUACAUCACAGAAGUCAGUCCUUCUCAAAUAUUCCUUCUCUUUUAAAAGGAAAACUCUAUAAUCUUAGGGGUGCAAAAAUAAUGUAAGGGGAAAGACCACUGAAGCAUGACAUUUGGGGUUUUUAUUGGGUAACAGAUUGCAAGUGACAAUUAAGCAGAAUAGUGAGUUUUGAAGACAUAAUUUCUCCAGUGAGGCUGAAUGGUGCAUGGAUUUUAAAUGUGCACUCUGUAAAUGAAGAUAUUACAAAAGAUAACAUGCCAACCAGGAGUAGGGGGAUGGAUGUACAUUAUUCCUGCAUUGUGUACUUGCUAUAAAAGAAGUAGGAUUCAGUAUGUUCUGCAAC
Podarcis muralis (Common wall lizard) is the source of this 4811-nucleotide messenger RNA. It is a transcript of the gene JAK1, whose product is annotated as Janus kinase 1. The record is from RefSeq and is a predicted model, not a curated record. Gene Ontology annotation, biological process: cell differentiation; cell surface receptor signaling pathway via JAK-STAT; growth hormone receptor signaling pathway via JAK-STAT. Gene Ontology annotation, molecular function: growth hormone receptor binding; non-membrane spanning protein tyrosine kinase activity; ATP binding. Gene Ontology annotation, cellular component: cytosol; membrane; cytoskeleton. Lineage: Eukaryota; Metazoa; Chordata; Lepidosauria; Squamata; Lacertidae.